AAAAUGUGGAUAAAUCAUCAUAAGCGAGCGAUAAACUUACAAAACGACAUAUUAUUAUUAAAAGGCUGCACCGUACUUUUGUGAAAAAAAAAUCGUUAUCAAAUGUAGCAGAGUUAAAGAUAUCUACCACUGUACCUGUUUUUUUCAUUUAUCGUCAUAUUGUAUGUGUGACCUGCUUAAUAUACCGCUUAAUUUGUAGUUGUUAUUGUUGAACUGUUAUACCGCGAAUUUGUAUUUGAGUUAGUUAAUUAACAAACAGAAUGGUAAUGGAUUAUCCCUGAAAAUGCCCCCGCGACUAUCGGCGCGCAGGAUUUUCCUCAUCAUCCUAGUUCUUUUCAGUUUUUCAGUACUAAUCUCAGUACAUCAUCGGUUUUCAUGGAUCCGCAUCGGUAGUGGACCUUCCCUACAAGAAAAUCAAGAUGAUCCAGAAAUUAACGAUAUCGGCGACGAUCCGCCUUCUUCAGGUCGACUUGAAAUAUCCAAUGAGGUUGGUGAGGUUGAAGAACCAACUGCGAAGGAGAACCAAGGCAAACCUUGGUUCAUGAAGGGCGGGACCGAGUUUCCGGGGAACUAUAGAGGACCUCCUAGGUUAUUCCCAGAUCAGGCCGAUGGGGAUAGGAUCGUGGAACAACUUAUGUACGUGCCCGAGGAUUAUCAAGGAUAUGAUACUCCAGAGAAGGUAAUAUUAGCCUACAAUGGACUCGGUGCGUGGGGCCAGAAAUCAGGGUCGGCGUCCUUUCACGGUUGUCCUGUCAACAGGUGUACUUUGACGGACGACAGGAGCAAGGCUGCUGACGUAGAUGCCAUUUUGUACAAAGACCAUUUUAUACAUCCUGGUGUUGCGCGACCUAUGAAACAGAUAUGGAUCAUUUACUUUCUGGAAUGUCCAUAUCACACGCAAAGUGUAAAAUUCGCUGAUCUCAUUAAUUGGACUGCCACUUACAGGCGGGACAGUGAUCUUGUAGCUCCCUACGAGAGAUGGACUUAUUUUGAUCCACAGGUACGCCAGAAGGUCCAAUCGAAAGACUAUUCCGUUAAUAAGACGAAAAAAGUUGCAUGGUUCGUAUCGAACUGCGGAGCCCGUAAUGGCCGUUUAGCGUAUGCCAGAGAACUUGGCAAAUACAUUCCAGUAGACAUAUACGGUACUUGUGGGCCGUUAAAAUGUCCUAGAUCAGAUAGAAAAUGUUUUGAAAUAUUAGAAAGGGAUUAUAAAUUUUAUUUGGCGUUCGAAAAUUCCAAUUGUCGAGACUAUAUAACCGAAAAAUUUUAUGUUAACGGUCUGGGACAAAACGUUCUUCCUAUCGUUAUGGGAGCUCGACCAGAAGACUACCAAAGAAGUGCACCUGAAGGUUCCUAUAUUCACGUAGAUGAAUUCGCCGGUCCUCAAGAACUGGCCGCUUACCUCCACCGACUAGAUAACGAUAACAACUUAUACAAUUCCUACUUCAAAUGGAAAGGCACCGGAGAAUUUAUCAACACAUACUUCUGGUGCCGCUUGUGCGCCAUGAUGCACGCGCCUCAAUCGACACAGCGGCACUACGAGGACGUCAACGAUUGGUGGAGGGGCCCUGGUGUAUGCACCACCAAGUCUUGGAGAAACGCUGAAUUCGUUUAGGCAUCCUUUGGAAGUUUUAGAUCAACCUCUCCGGUGAUAAUAAAACGACGUGAUCGAUUAAUUAUUGAACCGUCCUCGUAUAGUUAUGUUUAGAGUCAGAGGCGGUUUUAACGUUAAUAAAACUAGCAAAUUUCUUAAACUUUGGUUUGUAGUUUACUGGUUAAAAAUAGAGCGAUAGCCAGUUACACAGAUAUUUUCGAGACAGUUAUUGCUUUCUUAAUUGGAACGUCCUUAAAAAUACUUUGUUUGGUUCUUUAAUAUAUAGUUUCUCCAUUCUUUCUAACUGUGUAUGGUUUAUUGUAAUAAUGCUAAUGAUAAUUAUUUGUGUCUUCUUAAAGUUUAGUUAGGCCAUAUUAUUUAUUUAGUCUUCUUACAAUUUAGUGUUACAAGUCUCUACAACAUUAUGCAUUAUCCUUUGGAGCCGCUGUGCACAUCUGCCAGUAGGUACAUAAUGCUGUAUCUUCUGCGCAUAUCUAAUAUAUCUAGUAUACAGGGUGAGGCAGAUAAAAGUCCUAUUAGAAAUAUCUCGAGAACUAAAGGAAACAGAAUUAUGAAAAUUGAAAUGAAGGGGUUUUGAAGAGUGAUCUCUUUAGUGAAAAUUUUCAUCGAUUUGCUACUUCCGGUUAUACCGGAAGUGGCUUAUAACUUCGUUUUUUUAAAUGGAACAUCCUGUAUAUUUUUACAUUUUUGGAUUCUCCUCGUUGUCUUCUUUCUUAAAAUAUGAGGUUUUGUAAUGUUAUACAGGGUAGUUUAAAAGAUAAUUACGUUUUUUUUUCUCAAUAUCGUAGCAACAUUCACACCCUGUAGAAUUGUAGUAGUUUGACAUCAAAAACUCUAUUUAUGUUCAAAUGAUUUUUAAUAUAGUCUACUAUUCUUAAAAAUUGUUAGUAUAGCUAAAUGUUGAAUUGUACUAUACAGGGUUGGUCAAAACUCGGUAAGAGUAUUUUCUGAGUUUUCUUAAAUGGAACACCCUAUAUUUUAUUAUUGUAAUGAAAUGAUAUUUUAUGCUACUUUUUUAUUUCUUAAGCAUUCCCUAUACCUAACUGCUUUAAUUUGUGAGUUAUUGGUGAUUCAAGCCAAACAUUAAUUUCAACAAAAAAUACGUGAAAUUUUAUUAGGUUGGACGUGAAAAUAUUCAAUAACAAAUAAUUUUUCGGAAAUAAAUACAUACUAAUUUAGACUGAUCUUUAAAAUUGCCAAUAAUGGUUGAGCUAUCAAAAUACCUACGUAGUUAACAUUCUUGGCGCGAUUAACAACUAAGCACAAAUUAAAGCAUUUAGGUAUAGGGAAUGUUUAAGAAAUAAAAAAGUACCAUAAAAUGUCUUUUCAUUGCAAUACUAAAAUACAGGGUGUUCCGUUUAAGAAAAUUCAGAAAAUCCUCAUUCCGAGUUUCGACCAACCCUGUAUACUAAAAUUUAACAUUUAGCUUUACUAAUAAUUUUUAAUAAUAGUAGACAAUAUUAAAAAUCAUUUUAACAUUAAAAAAGUUUUUGAUAUGCAACUACUACAAUUCUACAGGGUGUGAAAGUUGCUACGAAAUUAAUAUAAAAACGUAAUUAGCUUGUAAACUACCCUGUAUAACAUUACAAAACCGCAUAUUUUAAGAAAGAAGACAUCGAGUAGAAUCUAAAAAUGUAAAAAUAUACAGGGUGUCCCAUUUAAAAAAACGAAGUUUUAAGCAACUUCCUUUUAAUUUUCAUGAUUCUGUUGCCUUUAGUUCUCUAAAUAUUUCUAAUAGGCCAGUUAUCUGCCUCACCCUAUAUAAGUUGGCCAUUUACUGCAUCCAUCUGAUUCGUCCAAGUUUUCUCUAAAGAUGUUUUCAGGGUAUAUUUUAAAUGAUGCUGGUGAAAAUUCAUUUUCGAAUCUCACUCUUGCUUUUUGUUGGAGAUAUAAGUUUGAGAUCAUUCUUAUAUCCUUUCCAUCGAGUCUUGAUGUUUUUAGGAUACCAAUUAUUUUCCUAUGCGGUACUUUGUCAAAUACGUUCUCAAAAUCAAUGAAACAUGCAUACACAUCGCAGUUAACAUCCCUAGCUCUCUGUAUUAGUAUUGCAAACUUAAAAGUGCUUCCCUCUUUCCGAGUCCUGCUCUGAAUCCAAAUUGAACUUCACUUAUUAUGUGCUCUUCUAAUGGACUGUGAUAGUCUGAAAAGUUUCCAAACAAAGCAACAAUUCACACGUGGUGUUUGUUUUGGUUUUUAUAAUUAGAAUAUAUUGCUUGUAAGAUGUUUAAUUCUUAAAAGAAUGGUAAUGUGUUGGGUACCCGUAAUUGUAAUCAAUGCUCAUAGUAUAUUUCCCACCAUAUUUCCAUAUAGGACUGGUUAAGAACCUGAAGAUACGCAGUAAGUACUAUGUAGUGUGUAAAUCCUUGAUUUUUGUAAGGACAUUUAUAAAAUUAAAAGCAAUAUGAUUGAUAUGACUAACAAGGAUUGUGUCUUUAGAAAAAAUGAGCAGAUGAUUGUUAAAACAAAAUAAAAUUAAAAAUGAUUACACAAAUCACGUGUAUAAACAAUUCUCAGACGUCAAACUUUUGCUUUGUUUGGAAACUUUUUGACGUUUUCACGUCACACUAUCACGGUCCAUUUGGUGUUUAUGUCCGAUUACCGAUAUAAAAAUAUUCCUUGUAUAUUUAACAUACAGUAUGGUGCAAAUGAAAGGAAUAAAUUCGAUAUUUCGUAAACCGGCGACUUUAAGGAAAAAUCUCGAAAUAGGUCGAUUUUUAUUUUUAAAUUAUGAUAUUGUGGCAUACAUAUCAUAUGAGUGAAGUCAUCUCUCUGGGCGUGAUGACGUCAGUGAUGAUUUUCUUAAAUAGAAUAGGGGUCGUGUGCUAGCUCACUUGAAAGGUUAUUCAAUUAUCUAUUCAGUAAUAUAAACAAUAACCUAAUUAUUUAUACAAGGUGGCCAAAAAACAGUUUUUUUGAAUUAAAUUAAUUCACAAAAAAAGAAGAAUGUAUGUAAUUUAUUGGUUUUCAAAAUACAUUUUACUGUUGCGAGAAAACAGAAAAAAUGUUUAUUUCACAAAUAAACAUUGCUUUUCGCUUAAAUUCAAUGUUCAAGCCUGCUCCCGCCGGCCACCUGCGUCUUGGAAGUUUGAACAUUAAAUUUAAGCGAAAAGCAAUGUUUAUUUGUGAAAUAAACAUUUUUUUCUGUUUUCUGGCAACAGGAAAAUGUAUUUUGAAUUAAAUAGAUUACAUACCUUCUUCUUUUUUGUGAAUUAAUUCAAAAAAAAAUUGUUUUUGGUCACCCUGUAAAAAUAAUUAUAUUAGUUUAUAUUACUGAAUAGAUAAUUGAAUAACCUUUCAAAUGAGCUAGCACGCGGUCUCUAUUCUCAUUUUAAAAAAUCAUCGAUGACGUCAUCACGCCCAGAUGGAUGACGUCACUAGUAUGAUAUAUAUGCCAAAACAUCACAAUUUCAAAAUAAAAAUCGACCUGUUUCAGGAUUUUUCCUUAAAGUCGCCAACUUAUGAAAUAACGAAUUUAUUCCUUUCAUUUGCACCAUACUGUAUAUUAUAUUCAGUUCUUAUAGUUCCUACUCUGUAAUCUGUAUCAUUGCGCUGCGAUCUCGAAGCGCACCAGUGGUGGCGUCAAAAACUGAGUAAUUUAAUUAUAAUAAUAUUCUAGACUUAUAGCAGAUGGAAAGUUUCUUUGUAUUGCCUGACUGGCUGGCUGCUUCAUAUAUGUCAAACGAAUGACGCUUGAAAAUUAUUUAUAAAUUGUCGAAUUUUCAAAUCUACAAAUAUUUUUCAUACAAAGGUAUUCAUAAACAUUAAUAAACUCACAUUUAUACGUUUUUUCGGCGAUCUAAUACUUAACACUGGUUGUAGAUGUACAUAAAUACUUAACACUGGUUGUAGAUGUAUGUACAUAAAUUAUAAUACAGUGUCAGAAAAUGGGUGCAAAUGGGUAUCGUUCUUAUUAAAUAAAUAAUAAAAUUAAAUAAUUAAAACAAAGAUAGAUAAAAAAAUUAAAAAUCUUAUACCUAUAAAUAAGGAAACACAUCCUCAAAAAUAUUUGAAAAUAUUUAUUUUUAUAUUUAGGCAAAUGGUUUAUAAGAAAUAGCCAAUUUCAUUUACUUCCGAAGCGUAUAACGUAUUUAGAGAUAUUAACUACUACAUUUUAUAAAUGUUUUUAUAUUUUAUAUUUGGCGUUUCAAAUAUAUUUGUUUUAUUUCUAGUCAAAAUGAGUUCUCAAAAUACAAAUUAAAUAUUCUUGUUGUACAAUAACUUGGCUAUACUCAUAAUAUAAUAAUAAUAUAAUAGGUAAUAUAAAAAUGUCACACAUAAAUUGUUUCCAAACGUAUUAAGGAAUUGAUUAAUAAUAAAGUAAUAAAAUUAAAUAGAAUUAAAAAAAAAUUAAAUUAAAAUAAGCACAAAGUAAAUCACACAGUCGCUGCCUAUUAAAAAUCAAUACCUACCUUCUUCUUCUGCUUAACUGGCUUUAGGGCUUGCGGUGAAUCUACGCCGCACACACUAUAGCCCUCCAUCUUAUACGAUCUUGCUCUUCCAUUUCCCAUUGUUAUGCCCCAAUCCUACAUAAUUCGGCUUCAACAUUAUCCUGUCAUCUUCUUCUACGACGGCCUACUGAUCUGGUCUGGUUUCUCAAAAAACACUCUUACAUCUUAUCACAUGAUCUGUCCAUUUUAUCCGGUUAGCUUUUAUUAUGUCUGACGAUGUUUUCAGUACCAUACAGAGUCAACAAUUCAGCCUUGGCGCGCCGUCUUCACUCUCCUAUUAAUUCAUCCCUUUGAGGCCAAAUAUCAUUUUGAGAACCUUCCUUUCAAAUACCAGCAGCUUAUUUAUUUUCCCUGGAGUCCAUGUUUCACUUCCAUUAUAACAACUGGACGAAUAAUUGACAUGUCCAGUCUUAAUUUAGAUUUUUGUUUUAGCAGCUUAGGUCUUAAUAAUGAUGAUAGGGAGUAUAAUACUGUAUUAUUCUCAGCUAUCCUUGCUGAGACCUCUAUUUCUAUGUGGUUGUUAUCUGUGUUUACUGCCCUCAGAUAUUUAAACUCUAUUACUAUUUCUAGUUGUGGUUAUUAAUAUUUAUGUUCUGCCUAACUCUUGGUCUUGGAUUUUUGGUUACUAGCAUGUAUUUCGUCUUCUCUUUAUUUAUUCGAAGGCCUAGACUACAUGUUCCUGUUUCUUCAUCGAGUUGGGAAAAUACCUCUCUCAUAUAUCUCUUGUAGAAAGAGCGACUGCACCUAGAUCAUUAGCAAAGGCCAACAAUAGUUUUGAUUCUCGAUUCGCAAAUCCCCCUGCCAGCUCAGAUUAUAUUUUAAUUAUUGCACUUUCUAACGCUAAAUUGAAUAGCAAUGGUGAUAAGAGGUCUCCUUGUCUAAGUCCUGAUGUUUUACUAAAUGGCAUCGGUGUUCCUUUUUUUUACAUAUUCAUAUGAGUCUGUCAAAUUAGCUCCACUAAUUUUCUAGGUAUUCCCAUUUCUAGCAUUGCUAGCCAUAGUCUACUUCUUUUUAUCGAAUCAUAUGCUUGCUGUAAAUCUGCGAAAAUUGGGUGUACGGGGUUAUUCACUAUAUUUUGACCCCCCUGUAAUAGACUAUUUAUAAAUGAGAAUAGGGGUUGUGUGCUAGCUCAUUUGAAAGGUUAUUAAAUUCUCUAUUCAGUAAUAUAAACAUUAAGAUAAUUAUUUAUAAAGGGUGUACAAAAAAAUUUUUAAUUAAAUUAAUUGACACAAAAAGAAGAAUGAAUGUAAUUUUUUUUAAUUCAAAAUACAUUUUACUGCUGUCAUUAAACAGAAAUAAAUGUUUAUUAAACAAAUAAACAUUACUUUUCACUUAAAUUCAAUGUUCAAGCUGUCACCCAUCUGCCUCUUGGCAGUUUGAACAUUGAAUUUAAGCAAAAAAGCAAGGUUUAUUUGUGCAGUUAACUUUUAUUUCUGUUUUCUAACAGCAGUAGAAGAUAUUUUGAAUUAAAUAAAUUACAUACAUUCUUCUUUUUGUGUCAAUUAAUUUAAUUCAAAAAAAAAUUUCGGACCCCCUGUAUAAAUAAUUAUCUUAAUGUUUAUAUUACUAAAUAGAGAACUAAAUAAUCUUUUAAAUUAGCUAGCACACGACCCCUAUUCUCAUUUAAAAAAAUAGUCGAUUACAACAUGAAAGCCGCAUGGAAAGUCGCCUAGAAUAUCUUCUGAGCCUCUAUAGCAAGAUAAUUGAUGGAAUUUUAUAUGCUGUGCUAAUAAGCGAUAUGCCUCUAUAGUUUCGAAAUUGUUCUUUGCUCUGCUGAUGAAAUCGUAAUACAUAGUAUUGAUUGGCGCUAGUGACAUAUAUGAUAUGUCUGAUGACGGCGCCGAUCGGUGCCACACUUAACGAACACCAUAUUAAUAAGUUACCGAGACAGUUAACUGUUUAUAUUCACUUUGCGCAUGCGUGGAUAUGAAAUGUUUUCAAAACUAUUAACACGAAUAUUAUAUGAGGAUGAAAAAAGUUACCAUUUAUAAUAAACUUUUAGAAAUAAGUGUCUGUGAAGUAUGUAGAAUGGAAUUGUUAGUUUAUUACCUACGGAAAAUGUUAUGAUCAUACUAUGUCGUUUAAAUUUAAAAAAUCUAAAACUUCUGAUAUAUGUUUAGACGCACACACUUGAGUAUAUACACAUGUCAUAAGUUAUAAUAAUUUAUUACUGUUGUUUUUGUUGGGAUUGUAUAUUAUAGACGAUAAUUUAUUAAGUUUUUAUUAUA
Messenger RNA from Diabrotica virgifera virgifera (western corn rootworm), 8291 nucleotides. Its product is annotated as glycoprotein 3-alpha-L-fucosyltransferase A-like. Lineage: Eukaryota; Metazoa; Arthropoda; Insecta; Coleoptera; Chrysomelidae. The record is from RefSeq and is a predicted model, not a curated record. The transcript is spliced from 8 exons. Gene Ontology annotation, cellular component: membrane. Gene Ontology annotation, molecular function: alpha-(1->3)-fucosyltransferase activity. The coding region runs from base 284 to 1615 and encodes 443 amino acids.